AUGUGUGAUUCAAACUCUUUGGAUCAGACAAACAAGCCAAACUCUCACUCUGGAGAUCACAAAGUCAAGACCUUUGUGGUGAAAUGUCACGAGGACAGCAUUGAGGUUGUGAUGAAAGUUUAUCUGUUUGACCCUGUCCUGCCUGUGGAGCCCGAGCGCUUCAGGCUCGGACCUGCCAGUGUGGAGCAACAUCACUGCAAAGCCAAAGUGUCUGGAAAUGGAGAAUACGUCAUCAGAGCGCCUCUGACUGACUGUGGCAGUAAAAUGAUGAGUGCUGUGCUGUACAACAACCUGCUGCUCUACUCUCCUCCUCCAACAUCAGCUGGAGACAUGUUUCAUGGAGGAGAAGCAGCUGCUGUUCCAGUCCAGUGUGAAUAUAGAAGGAGGUACACCGUGAGCAGCAGGGCCCUGAAACCAACCUGGACUCCCCUGAUCUCCAUCCAGUCAAUGCGCCUCCAGCUGGACUUCCACCUCAGGCUCAUGACGGAUGACUGGAGCAGUGAGAGAAAAUCAUCUGUUUACUUCCCGGGUGAAACAGUCAACAUGGAGGCCUCAGUUGAUCAUCAUCCUCUUCCUCUUCGUCUGUAUGUAACCAGCUGUGUGGCUACUCUGACCCCUGAUGUGAAUUCAUACCCCAGAUACCCCUUCAUAGACCACCACGGAUGUUUUACAGACUCCCAGCUGAACGGCUCCAGCUCCCGUUUCCUGCCCAGAGUUCAGGACCAACUCCUCCAGAUCCAGCUCCAACCUUUCCUCUUCCACCAGGACCACAGACACACUAUGUAUAUAACAUGUUACCUGGAAACAGAGCCCAUUUCAAACAGGGACCCAGUGAAAAGGGCUUGUUCUUUUAUGAGCGGGAGGUGGAGGUCAGUGGAUGGUGAUGACCGUGUCUGUGAGAGCUGCCGCAGUGCCAGGUCCGACCACAAGAGGGCACUGAGGAGCAAGCACAGGCAGACUGUAUCUGAUACAAGUUUGUCUUCUGCUGCGCUCCUCUCGCAGACGCGCUUGGAGCUGGAUGUCCGGACACUUGCUGCGCGUCUCUUCAUGAUCAGGAGGAACCGCAGGAGCAGGAGACGUAAGGAGAAGGAGAGUCACUGGGACGCACAUGGUGAGCUCUGCUGA
Messenger RNA from Dicentrarchus labrax (European seabass), 1125 nucleotides. Its product is annotated as zona pellucida sperm-binding protein 3-like. Gene Ontology annotation, biological process: positive regulation of acrosome reaction; egg coat formation; binding of sperm to zona pellucida. The transcript has 9 exons. Gene Ontology annotation, molecular function: acrosin binding. Lineage: Eukaryota; Metazoa; Chordata; Actinopteri; Moronidae. The coding region runs from base 1 to 1125 and encodes 374 amino acids. The record is from RefSeq and is a predicted model, not a curated record. Gene Ontology annotation, cellular component: extracellular matrix.